Suhomyces tanzawaensis NRRL Y-17324 is the source of this 2889-nucleotide messenger RNA. RefSeq lists its product as uncharacterized. Bases 1 to 2889 code for a protein of 962 amino acids. The record is from RefSeq and is a predicted model, not a curated record. Gene Ontology annotation, biological process: DNA-templated transcription; regulation of DNA-templated transcription. NCBI's taxonomy places the organism in Eukaryota, Fungi, Ascomycota, Pichiomycetes, Serinales, Debaryomycetaceae. Gene Ontology annotation, molecular function: zinc ion binding; DNA binding; DNA-binding transcription factor activity, RNA polymerase II-specific. The transcript has a single exon.
AUGGUCCCCACGUCGCCAGACCUGGACUCUGCGUCCAAGAAACGUAUCAGAAUCGCCUGCGACACCUGCCGGCGAAAGAAAAUCAAGUGCAACGGCCAACUGCCCUGUGCAAACUGUAUCCAAGUAGGGGAAGCCAAUUGUCAUUACGAAGAACGUCCCGUGAAGAAGAAGACUACUGGCGAUAACAAGAAGUCGCUGCGCCUGAACGGUAGCUCCCGCGAGCUCCACCUCAUUAACAGCAGGCUUGCGGGCUUGGAGGGCGUCUUGACCACCUUGAUGUCCCGUUUGGACACCCUUGCUGGAAUCAAGCCAAACUCCCAAAAAAUCGAUUUCACCCCAGGUGCCUCCUACGCCAACGACGAGACUGAUGACGAAGACAACGAAAACGACAACGAAAACGACGAAGACGACGACGAUGAUGACAGCUCUGCUGACGAUAACGUCCACAUCAAGGUGGAAAAGAAUGGCCAUUCGGUACCAAAGGAGCCCAAGGAGCAUGCCCAGGCCAAGAGCAUAUUGCACUCGAAGUCGGUGGAGCAGUACUUCGGCACCCAUUCCAUCAUGUGUAUUUUUUCCAACAAGUCCUUGGACUGGAUUGAACAAACCUUGGGCCCUGAGGGCUACAGUUUGACGUUGCCCAUCAAAAACAUUCCGCUUGCCUUCAUCGAAAAGCUCAAGAAAUAUUUGCUCAAGUGGAUCGACCCUCCCUUGGUCGAUCACAAGGGCCGCAAGAGGCUUAUCGAGUCCCCUUUCCCUGCCGACAGUAAGAUUGUGUUUGAUUUCCUAGACACCUACUAUUUCGAUAUUCCCAUGAUCACGUUGGCAGCCGAAGGGCACACCAUCAGGCAUUUGUUUGAAGAGUACUACAAGAAGUUCGAUCCAGAAACAAAAGUCAAGAGAAAGUUCAAGUACUCCGAGUACUUGAUGAUGACCACGGCGUUGAUGAUCUGCAUAAGCACCAAGCUAGACCAGGAUGUUACUGAAGAAUCUUUGGCCUGCAACGUAUCCAAGGAUAAAAAGUUGGAUCCAAAUAGUGCCGUCAACAGCAUCAGCUAUUCUGCAUUGCUCCAGCUCCAGAACACAUUUUUCGACAACGCUAUCUACUACUACCAUAGAAUAUCGGUUAUGCGUGAUGGUCUCGAGACCAUCGGAGCCAUCUUGCUGCUUGUUAUAUUCAUUGAAGGUAACUUCUUGACCAGUCAUGUUAACUACACUUUGAUAGCAGUUGCCGUGAGAUAUGCUCAAGAAAUGGGGAUACAUAGAGCCGAAACUCUCGAGAAUUUAAGCUUCGAUGAACAAGAAAGAAGAAGAAAAUUAUGGUGGUUGUGUCAGUACUACGACAUGGAAAUCUGCUUUCGUUCUGGAAAACCACCUUUGAUUAAUAUUGCGGACGUCACCACGAACAGUACUGAAGAUUUCAAGACUCUUGCCCAAUUAUGGGCCAAACACGGUGUAAAUCCUGAGUGCAGUGAAAUGUUGGGUGGAGUUGAUCUUGGAACAAAUAUCCAUUUGGCCGCUGUUAGCAAAUUAGAUGACCCACAUUUGUUCUACUACAUUUACUUAUUGUUGCUCACAAAGCUCAGAUCUAAGUCUUACCACUGGUUGUUCCUGGCCAAUGCCCAAAAUGAUUCGUACGAAACUUUGGCUCAUAAGUUAAACAGCUUGAAUGAGGAAAUGUAUGAGAUGGGAGCAUCCAUGAGAGAAGAAGAAAGACCUCGCUUCUAUAAUGACCCAGGCUUUAGGCUCAUGUCCAGCGACAUGAGCAUAGCUAGAAGAGAAACGGUUCUUUCGGUUCAAUUAUCAUACUUCUUGCAUUUGAUGUUGAUGAACAGACUCGCUUUCAUAGUUGGUACCGAUGGCUUUGAUAAAGUGCGUGAACAGAGUAAUCAGUUCCGUAACAUUUCCCUCAACGCAGCAAGAACCAUUUUGAUCUUGGUUAGACAAAUCAACAGAAAAAACACUGCCGCCUCAUACUUCAAGUGGAUUAUCUUUUACCCGGUUUGUGCAUUUUUGAAUAUUAGUGCUGCGUUGCUUAACCACCCCGAUUCUCCAGAGUCUUAUAAUGAUCUUCAGUUGUUGAUUGAUAGUUCGAUGAACUUCUUUGGUGCCAGCACCAACUGGUUCAUUCUCGAGAGGGACCACCCCGACCUUUACUCACAAAAGGAUGCUAUCUUAAUGCUUUUGAUCAAAUUGAUUUUGAGAAUUGUCAUACGAUCCUACGAGAUUAAAAUGAAUGUUGACAUUGUGGGUAAUUAUGAAGGAUUGCGUGAACACAUCGAUGAAGUCAAAACUGCCUUCCCAAUUGUGUUCCAGGAACAUGUGAGUGCAGAGAAGCCAAGUAUGGUGUUGGGAGCAUCUCCCUUUUCUAGUAGAAAUCUGGCUGUCACCCCAGGCUCCCGCAGUGAUCCAGGCAGUACUGGAUCUACUGCUCAAUCACCAAGUUUCAACCCUUCUCUUUCCAACAUUUUGCAUCCAACACAAGAUGUUGGCAAUUCCUCGGGGCAACUUAACGGCACAGGGGAGCAACCAAAUGCUUCCCAAAACGGUCCUUACCACGCAGGUAGUGUUGAGGGAGUUCCUGCCAAUUCGUGGGCAUAUCCGUACUCACACACCAGCAACAGUACGCCAAAAUCGAUUAAUCCUCUUCAACAAAUGAACCAGUCGACAUGGAAUGGCACUUCCAAUGGAAACGCCUUCGCCGGACAGGAAGAUAGUAAUGGCCGUGUUCGCCAUCCUUCGGGUUCCAACACCUCCACCGCAUCGAAUGGCUCUAAUCCCGACAUUUACGGCGAUUAUUUGAACGAUGAUGCGUUGACCCUGAUAUUCUUUUCCCAAAUGGAUACUCUUCCAAACUUUUUCUUUGAUAACAACCUUGGAGUGCAACAGUAA